AAUCUUUCACCAACAAAAUGAGUGAUCCGUCGAAGAAUUCCGAGAAGGUGCCUGAGGAACAAGAAAUUAGAGAUAAUAGCGAGGAAGAACUUGAAGAUGAAAUUCUGGAGGAACUGGAAAGGGAACGUAAUCCAUUUGGUGAUGGAUUCAUCAAUCCACAAACUACCAUGACCAUGAAAAUUCAGUGGACCACCGCCAACACCAUAGAUGAGUGUGAAACACGGCUGAAACAGUAUCGAACGGAUUAUGAAAGAGUGCUAUCUCAAAGAAAACCAAGUAUUCAAAAGAUUCAACAAUACGAAGCGGAGUUACAACAACUUCAACAUGACAGAAGAACACACGAAGCGGCAUUUCAACUGUUACGAAGAGUGCUUCGCGAAGAUGGAAUACCAAAGCGAGAUUUGUUUCAAGAGUCACUACAAGUAUGCAGGAGACGGCUUGGAGAGUUUGAUGAUAAUGAAGAAGGAAUUAAUGAAUUGCUUAAUGCAGAGAGAACAAAUUUCGACGGACUUCAAAGCACUAGAAAGUUCAUCAAGAAAAUGCUUGUGACACAUAAAAAAACUCUUGAGCAACUCGAAGAAAAGGAAGCAGGUGACGUGUCGGAAACGGUCAUGGAUCGAAUGAUAAAAGAAUUACGCAAACGUCGGAGGGAUGAUGAGGAUGAUGAGGAAGGCCCAAGCACUCGGCGAGUACCUAAUGCAGUUGAAUCCUUCUGAUACUGUUACCACCAAGGUCUACUAACCUAUUUGAAUUUAAUUCUUAUCCCUUUAAUUUUUAAUAUCCCUAUCAUUAGUUUUCGUUAUCUCUGCCUAUUAUCAAUAUGCCUAUAACUAAUUUAAACUGAAUUAUAUCCACUUCAUCUUGUUGAUAUACUUUGAAUGUCGUGUUCUUUUCGUUUCAUGUUCUUAGCACUUUUAGAAUGAGUUAAUUUUGAAUUUUAUAAAAAUUUAAAGAUAAG
Messenger RNA from Caenorhabditis elegans, 958 nucleotides. RefSeq lists its product as uncharacterized. Bases 18 to 716 code for a protein of 232 amino acids. The record is from RefSeq and is marked reviewed. The transcript is spliced from 4 exons. NCBI's taxonomy places the organism in Eukaryota, Metazoa, Nematoda, Chromadorea, Rhabditida, Rhabditidae.